This is a messenger RNA of Chara braunii, 1938 nucleotides long. Lineage: Eukaryota; Viridiplantae; Streptophyta; Charophyceae; Charales; Characeae. The record is from the annotation of a GenBank genome assembly.
GUAGCAAAAGGGGACCUUAGGAAAAUAGGGAAGGAGGAAACGAUAUGAGAACAAGCCAUCGGAACUCAGCAGGAGCCAUCCCUAAAAAGACAAAAGUCUCGGAUGCCAGUCGUAAAUUGGCAGAGAUAGAAAAGCGGACCGCAGAAUUUAAGGCAAGGCUUAUCGAGCAGAUGAUGACCGAGGAUGAGGAGAACCCCCAGGGCGCAGGGUCACGUGAGGGACGCAGGACCGGUCAGGACGAGGCCAGGUAUGAGGGAAAGGAUAAUAGCCACAAGGGAACGCCUAGCAAGAAGGGGAAGGACAAGAACGAACCCCCGACGGAAGGGACGGAAAACGCUAUGACCCCGCCUGCUAUCAACAGCGGCACUAGCCAACUGCCAGCCUCGCCGAAAGUAACAGGGGGGUGCGACGGACUUUGGAGCCUUAGGGAAAUGGUGCUAGAAUGGUUUGACCCAGAAGGAACGCCAAAAACUAGGGAGAAGCAGAAGGAAAGCAAGGAAGGGGAAGGGAUCAGUGCAGCUGGAGAAGCGGGUAGCUCCGAAGGUGGUCUCAAGAGGAUAGUCACCACCCUCACACGGGCACUAAACAAGAACCAGGGAUAUCUCGCAGAUGCAAAGAAGAAACUCACAUUCGAUGGGGCAAACAUUACGGAGUUUCUGAUAGACUGUGAGAACCUAGCAGCCUUACUGAAAUGGACGGAAGAGGAAAAGAUGGAGCACCUAGGGCACCACGUGUCGCUAAGUUUGGGAAGGGACAUUAUGACCAUCGUCGCCUCAAGUGGAUCCUGGAAAGAAACCAGGAAUCUGAUGAUGAGGAAAUACCUGAAGGCAGAGAAAAUGACAACAGAGGCUGAAUUAGCCGCAGUCCAGAGGAAAAACUAUGCGACUUACAACGAUUUCCUGAGGGCAUUUACGUUAGUGGCUCUGCGAAUUCCCGGGGUAACGGAUCGCAUAAUGAGUAAAUACUUCCUCAGACAAUUCUCCAAGUUCGAUAAGGAUAAGAUUUUGUCAGCAUACCAGCAGACCAGUAAGUUCGAGUACACGAGAGAUGUGGACUUCAGCACCGUAACAGACCUUGCGGAAAAGACAGUGGUCACCGAGACACUAGCCCUGCUUAAGGAAGGGGAGGUCAUAGAUCUGACCGGGAAAACAAGAGAUAAGAGGUGCAGCAGGUCCCUCAAAGGCGAGAUCCUCGGACCCAGGGGGAAGCGUGUCAAUUGGAACUCGCCAGGAGGGAUGCGGCGAGCCGUCAUCCUCUUGAAUAACUUAGAGAUAGUUGCCGUAGAAGCGGAGCCGAUAGCUGAGAUUGUCUGGGACCAGCCAAGGGGACGGGGACCACAGGCCAAUUUUAUCAUAGAAGGCAAUGGGCAGGAUAGGGUAAAUGUCACUACCCGACGGGCUGGAGCGGAAAAGAAGCUCAUUCGAGACACAAUAAUGGAAGAAGCCGCGGGGGCUAGUGUAGAUCAAGAGGAAGCUGAGGCCGGGGAAAAGGAGAAGGUCUAUGGAAAAACGAGGGAAGAGGAAUCGGUAGAUAAAGCCACGGCGGCAAAAAAGAAGUUCAGAUACCAGAUCCCAAUUCUGACGCUGCCCGAACUGGAUGACACGCUGAGCAAACUUCCGGGCACCAUGGUGUCGGUAUCCUUCCAGACCAUGCUGCAGGCAAGCCCGAGACUGCUCAAGGGCCUCUGGCAGCUAUUGACGAGUAAACGUGUAAAAGUAGAGGAGGCCCCGGAACCACAGGAACAGGGAACUGAGGAGGCCGAGGUGCCACAAGGAGUCUCUAACCUCCAAACCAUCCUAGGGGGCCUGGAAGAUUUGGAAAAAGCCUUUGCUGAUAUCCGUCUGAACCUGCCAGACCGAGAAGGUGGCUAAGUCAUGAGAGCACCGUCUGGCACUAAACUUAGCUUUCACGCACUACCCAUAGGAAAACUUAAAAUCC